UUAAAUACCGUUGGUUGAGCCGCCUGCAAUUUCCGACACCAUCCCACUAGCUUUAGUUAACUUCGCAGAGAUGGAGUACUGGGAUGGGCGAUACGUCAUCAUGUUGUUGGCGGUCUUCUUGAUUCCGGCGUCUCUGCUCCUUCUACUCUCCCGGAACAAGCCACGUUCCGGCAGACUGCCGCCGGGCCCGCCUGGGCUGCCCGUGUUGGGCAACAUGUUCGACCUCGGAUCACUACCUCACCAAACAAUAGCCGCGAUGAGAAACACGUACGGCCCUGUGGUUUGGCUAAGGAUAGGCUCUGUCAGCACCCUGGCAAUCCAGUCGGCCAAGGCCGCCGCCGAGCUCUUCAAGAACCACGACGUCCCAUUCGUUGGCCGCAACAUCGUCGACGUCAUGCUGUCGCACGAUUACAACAAGGGAUCCCUGGUGUUCGCCCAGUAUGGAUCAUACUGGCGGGUGUUAAGGCGGAUAUGCUCGGUGGAAAUGUUCGUGCACAAGAAGGUGAACGAAACGGCCCCCGUCCGGCGAAAAUGCAUCGACGACCUGCUCCGGUGGGUAGAAAACGAAGCUGCCGCAGGUUCUGGGAUUCACGUAACGCGCUUUGUUUUCCUGGCAACAUUCAACAUGCUGGGAAACUUAAUGUUCUCCAGCGAUUUGGUGGAUCCUGUGUCGGAAAAAGGGUCCAAGUUUUUCAACGCCAUGAUGGGAAUCAUGGAGUGGGGUGGCACUCCGAACAUCUCCGACAUCUUCCCAUGUCUUAGGUGGCUGGAUUUGCAGGGUUUAAGGGGGAAGACCGACAGAGAUCUGAAAAUUGCGCUGCAAAUUGUUUCAGCUUUUGUGAAGGAACGUUGUAAAGAAGGAGUACAGGACAGUGGGAAAAGGAAGACUGAUUUCUUGGAUGUUCUGCUCAGGUUUGAAGGCAGUGGAAAAGAUGAACCAGCCAAGCUUUCAGAACACCAGAUCAAUAUAUUUAUGCUGGAAAUGUUUUUGGCUGGAACAGACACGACUAGCAGCACGGUGGAAUGGGCACUAACGGAGCUCCUGCGCAACCCGAAAGCAAUGACCAAAGCCCAAGAAGAGAUUCGUGGAAUUGUGGGACCAAACCGGAGAUUCGAGGAAAGAGACAUUGAUAAUCUGCAAUAUCUGCAAGCUGUGGUGAAAGAAACAUUACGUCUGCAUCCCCCGGCACCUCUCUUGAUCCCAAGAAGAGCAAUUCAAGACACUAAAUUUAUGGGGUAUGACAUACCCAAAGACACUCGGGUCUUCAUAAAUGUCUGGGCAAUUGGCAGGGACCAUGAAAGCUGGGAAGACCCUUUGUCUUUCAAGCCUGAGAGGUUCCUGGGCUCCAACAUAGAUUUCAAGGGACAAAACUUUGAGUUUCUGCCAUUUGGUGCAGGUAGGAGAAUCUGUGCAGGUCUGCCAUUAGGUAAUAGAAUGCUGCAUUUUCUUCUGGGAUCAUUGCUUCAUAGUUUUGACUGGGAACUUGAAGGCAAUGUGACCUCAGAAUCUCUGGACAUGGCAGAAAGAAUGGGAAUCACAGUCAGAAAAUUUGAACCUCUGAAAGCAAUACCAAGGAGAGUUGUGGCUUAGCUUGACAGAAGCUAGCUAGAAUUCCACCUUGUAAUUAUUAUCUUUUAGUUUCCAAUGAAUAAGGUAAAUGGAUAUGAAAAAUUCAUCUGCUUGCAACUAUGGUCAUAUAUAUUACAUUAUGCCUCAAUGCAACUAUAGUUAAAUUUUUA
This is a messenger RNA of Ipomoea triloba (trilobed morning glory), 1740 nucleotides long. RefSeq names its product cytochrome P450 76A1-like. The coding region runs from base 71 to 1591 and encodes 506 amino acids. The transcript has 3 exons. The record is from RefSeq and is a predicted model, not a curated record. Lineage: Eukaryota; Viridiplantae; Streptophyta; Magnoliopsida; Solanales; Convolvulaceae. Gene Ontology annotation, molecular function: iron ion binding; monooxygenase activity; heme binding.